This is a messenger RNA of Striga asiatica, 1475 nucleotides long. The record is from the annotation of a GenBank genome assembly. Lineage: Eukaryota; Viridiplantae; Streptophyta; Magnoliopsida; Lamiales; Orobanchaceae.
AUGGCGGCAGCUCUAAAAGCUGCAAUUCCAGGCCUCCAUUUCCGGCCACGGUAUCCCACGGUAAACCCGCCGACCUCAAGGCUGUCGAGAAACCCUGCUCGGAGAACCCAGCCGCGACCCCUCAAGUGUUCGUUCGUCGGCCAGCAGCAAAUUGAGGAUGAAAUUUCCAAAACGACGGCGGCCGUCCAGAAAUUAGAAGAUUUAAAGGGUGUCCCUGAUCCAACAGGAUCGAGCUUCAUCGAAGGACGUUGGCAGUUAAUGUUCACCACAAGACCUGCAACAGCUUCCCUAAUUCAGAGGACAUUUGUUGGGGUCGACUCUUUCAGUGUGUUCCAGGAAGUAUAUCUUCAAACUGAUGAUCCACGGGUCUCGAAUAUCGUAAAGUUUUCGGAUACAAUUGGUGAGCUGAAAGUUGAGGCAGUGGCAUCAAUCAAAGACGGGAAAAGGAUCCUCUUCCGGUUUGAUAGGGCUGCCUUCUCGUUUAAAUUCCUUCCAUUCAAAGUUCCAUAUCCGGUGCCUUUUAAACUUCUUGGAGAUGAGGCAAAGGGCUGGUUGGACACUACUUACUUGUCUCAAUCUGGAAAAAUACGUAUAUCACGUGGAAACAAGGGAUCGACUUUUGUGCUGCAAAAGGAAACUGAACCAAGACAGAGAUUGUUGUCAGUCAUUUCUAAUGGUAGAGAUGUGAGAGAGGGUAUUGAUGAGUUUAUCACCUUAAACCGAAAUGCGGCUAAAGGUGAAAUGGAACUUCUGGAAGGAGAGUGGCUAAUGAUAUGGAGUUCACAGGAAGAAACAGAAAGUUGGUUAGAGAAUGCUGCAAAAGGUUUAAUGGGAAAGCAGAUUAUUCGGCCAAAUGGCAGCAUGAAGUUCCUGGUCGAUAUUUUUUUAGGUUUCAAAUUCUCCAUGACUGGAAAAUAUGCGAAAUCUGGGAUCAACAUGUAUGAUAUCACGAUGGAUGAUGCAGCCAUAGUGGCUGGUCCAUAUGGGAUCCCAGCUGAAUUGGAGACCAAGUUCACACUGGAACUUCUAUAUACGGAUGAAAAGAUAAGAAUUAGUCGCGGGUAUAACAAGAUUAUUUUCGUCCAUGUCCGUGUCGAUUGAGCCUUCAGAAAACGAGUGUACGGUGGCCUAUGUGUAUUUUCUCAUAUGAAUCUUGAUUCUUGAAUGUAAUUAAUUAUGAGGGAAGAACUUGGUCACGAAUGCACUGUUAUGACCGAUCAUGGAUCCUUGCAACCAGUUUAUAAAGUAGAACAUUAGAUAGUAUUUUGUUGUAUUCAAUAGAGGAAAAACUAUUUCCCAUUUGAACUUUAUUUUUCUUUUUCUUUUGACAAACUGUAUCUAAACCUUGCGAGUUUUUCAUGUUGCUUUUGAUUGUUCAGUACAUACAUUUCCUAUUCUACUUCUGCUAAUUUUCAACUGUUUUAAGCUUUUGAGAUGCAUUCCUUCUCCUUUUUAUUUCAGGACUGAAAAUGGUA